Messenger RNA from Gracilinanus agilis (Agile Gracile Mouse Opossum), 3459 nucleotides. RefSeq names its product ubiquitin specific peptidase like 1 (gene USPL1). Gene Ontology annotation, molecular function: SUMO binding. The record is from RefSeq and is a predicted model, not a curated record. The transcript has 8 exons. Lineage: Eukaryota; Metazoa; Chordata; Mammalia; Didelphimorphia; Didelphidae. Gene Ontology annotation, biological process: protein desumoylation; Cajal body organization. Gene Ontology annotation, cellular component: Cajal body. Bases 1 to 3345 code for a protein of 1114 amino acids.
AUGAUGGAUUCCCAGAAGAUUGGAAAUGGUUUGCCAGUGAUUGGACAAGAUACUGGUAUAGGGAUAUCUUCACUCCACAUGGUGGGGUAUUUGGGAAAAAAGUGUGAUUCAGCUAAAGUUACAUCAGAUUCAUAUUGUCCCGCCUGUAGAGAGAAAGGAAAGUUAAAAACUUUAAAGUCUUAUCGAAUCAGUUUUCAAGAAUCUAUCUCUUUAUGUGAAGAUCCACAGUGCAUCUAUCCAUUGGGUUUUAAGUCAUUAGAAAACAUUAUAGUAUCUGUUGAUGUGGAAAAUUACCAGCCUCCUCAUAAAAAACCAAAGAGGAAGAUCUUGAAAAGCAGCAGUGUUGUUUCAUCUUUGGAACUAGAUUCAAAAGAAAAUGGAAAUAGCACUUUGUUUGAUGGUGAAUGUAUUGUGAAGAGUGAGCUUGCUCACAGACCAGAUGAAUAUAAUUUGUAUAGAACUUCAUCAGAUUUACCUGUUGUGUUGAAAGACUGGCAGCAGAACCCAAGCAGGGCUGCUGAAUCUUUGGAGCACAGUGGGAUUCUGGAAGCUGAAAUUGCAAACCAGGCAACUGAAGAAUAUCCUUCAAUUGUUGGCUCCCAGACUGAGAAUGUUCCAAAACUUGAAAAAAGUUCAACUAAAUUGGAAGGCCUGUUGGAGAAUAGAUGUUUGCCAUUUACUGAAUCUACAUGUCUUCAGUGGAGGAAUGCAUAUUCUUUGUGUUGGUUAGACUGUAUUCUCUCAGCAUUAGUGCACUUGGAAGGGUUAAAAAAAGCUGUGACUGAACUAUGCUCUAAAGAAGAAUCUGUAUUCCAGCAAUUAUAUACAAAAUAUAAUCAAGCGAGCAUCCUUUUGACAGCUCAUCAUUUAAAUGGAGCUAAAGAUGAAAGUUGUACAAAGAAUGUUUCAGAUAGACUUCGAAAGGCUGAGACUCAUCUCAAUGAAGUCAGAAACAAAAUUUUUGCUAAGCUUCAACCAAAACUUCAUUGUAAGUUAGGUAAUAUGGAAAGUCCUGUGUUUGCAUUUCCCUUGCUUCUACAAAUGGAACCUCUCAUCGAAACACUCUUCAUGUCAUCUUUUUCUUGGAACUUUGAGUGUUCUCAGUGUGGAAACAAAUAUCAACAGAGGUGUUCAAAGAAUCUGGUAACCUUCACAAAUGUAUUACCUGAGUGGCAUCCACUUGAUGCUGUCCAUUUUGGUCCAUGUAAUAAUUGUAAAAGUAACUUACAAAGAAGAAGAAUGGUCUUGGAAAAAGUAUCUUCAGUAUUCAUGCUGCACUUUGUAGAAGGCUUGCCUUCUAAUGACUUGCAGUUCUAUUCAUUUCAUUUUGAAGGCUUUUUCUACCAAAUAACUUGUGUGAUUCAAUAUCAAAUAAAUGAAAAACAUUUUAUAACAUGGAUUUUGAAUUCUGAUGGAACCUGGCUAGAAUGUGAUGAUUUAAAAGGCCCAUACUGUAAAAGAUAUGAGAGAUUUGAAGUUCCUGCUUCAGAAGUUCACAUUGUUAUCUGGGAAAGGAAAAAUUCCAAGACAAUUGAUCAAUCCAAAGUGGAGUUUCCAUGUAAAAAGAUUGAAAGUUUCAGUCUGGGCAAUUCCCAACUAGAAUCUUCAACAUUAUGCUCUGAUGGUGUUGCAGCCACUGAAAUGUUUUCAGCAUUUGAUCAGAAGAACAGCAUAAGUGCUCCAACUACCGAUUCACAAUAUACAGUAGCUACAGAUCAUGAGCACAGUUUACUUUCUGGUCUAGAAGAUUUGGUAGACAAUGACAUCAUAACAUUGACACUUACAGAAAUUCAUGUUGAUUCUGAAGGCAAUCCAAUUGAAAAUCAACCUGUGAUAGAAGAUCAGUCUGUGAUAAAAGAUGAGGAAGUUGUUGAAAUGGACACUUUGCAAAAGGAAGAAUUAGUAUUGGCUUCCUCACAAACAGCUCCAUAUAAUAGGGAAAUGCCUGUCCAAUUUCAACCUCUGCCUACAAGUAUUCUAACUCAAAAUGGCAGUAUUGAUCUGAAGUCAGAUCAGCUGAUUCCAGAAAGUACUUCAGAUACUAUCUCCAUAAAUAAUCCUGUUCAAGUGAUUACUCUUCAACAAGGAGAGAAGCCAUUACAAAUCGAAGAGACAAAAGUUAAAUUUUCUCCUAUUACCUUAGAGAAGGAUGCUGUAUCAAGUACAGUUCUUUCAACAAAAGUUGAAAAUUUUUUAUCAAAACAAAAUGUCUUAUCCCAAGAAUCUAAUGUUAAAGUAACAAAUAAUGCUGUAGGAGAUUCCCAAAAUAUUGUUCUGGGUUCCACAAAUAAUUCCUCACAGUCACAGAAAAAAAAGUUUGUAGGAAGUUGGGUUAAAGGACUACUAAACAAGGGAGUUUCUUUUAUGCCAUCUUGUGCCUCAGCUAAUGAAAGAAAAGUGCAUUUGCAGAAGACAACUGACUUGAACUCUCUGGUUAAAAGGGCAAAUAAUUUUCGGGGCUUUAAACCUAAAGGUAUAACAAAUCAAACAAACUCUCAGACACCCAAGAAAACAUCUAGGUCUGCAUGCAACGCACUUUCAGUUCCUAACUCUUCCCCAUCAAAUAUCAGUACACCUUUAAUACCUGAUAAAGUCCUCGAGGGUACAAAGGUUUUGACUAAAUCCUUGCAUAAAAAUUCUCAGCCCCUCUCUAGUGAGAUACCUCCUAAGCAUAAUUUUAAUGGAAAUGAAAAUCACAUCUCUUCAGGGACAUAUGAGAGUCAAACUCAUAAACUUCGUCUAAAACUUCUUAAAAAACUUAAGGCAAAAAAGCAAAAACUGGCCAGUCUUCAGGCUCUCCAAAUAAAUGGAAAACCUCCAAAGAAAAGUACAAAACACUUGGCUCAGGAUGGAUCUCAAAAUGAAUGUGAAUCACUGCAAGGCUUGUUAAGGGAACUCCAGGAUCGUAUUGAUGCCACAGAUAAUACACCUAAUGGUACAACACAUUCUGGUAUUUCUCUGAAUAGUAACCCAACUCAUGAAGAAUUUUUAGCAGAAUUACUGUCUUCUACUACAACUGUUGCCUCAUUAGAGCUUUCAAGGGAUAGAGAAGACGAUUAUGAGUAUUUGGAGAUGGUAGAUAACCAUAACUCAACACCUAGUGACUUUGUCUGUGACCUCUCUUCUGCAAAUUCAAGCAAACAUCUUAAUUAUAGUCCUGCAAAACAAAGUCAAUAUGAAGUUCAGAUGGACUCAUUAAUGAAUAAUUCUUCUGCUAAAACAUCAAACUUGGAAAAUCCCCUAAAGACAGAUAUUCUUGAUGAAUUUUUUUCCACUUCAGUAUUAAAUUCUUCAGCAGAUAUAGAAUAUUUACCUCAUUUUGAUGAAUAUAUGUUUGACAGUUGAAUGUUUGUCAUUUUUUUUUAGAAUUUAAUAUUCGUAUUAUUGCUUAAGAAAAAAUAUUAAAUUAUGUUUUCAAAUAAAUUGCACGCUGGCUGUGCUCAAAAUGUAAAUCAGAAA